This is a messenger RNA of Tribolium madens (black flour beetle), 797 nucleotides long. RefSeq lists its product as uncharacterized. Bases 1 to 738 code for a protein of 245 amino acids. The record is from RefSeq and is a predicted model, not a curated record. Lineage: Eukaryota; Metazoa; Arthropoda; Insecta; Coleoptera; Tenebrionidae. The transcript has 4 exons.
AUGUUUUGUGCAAAAAUAAACUACGAUUUUUUCAAAACAAGACCACCAGUAGCAAUUUUUUUCAUUUCUCUUGUUUUUAUGACCGUCACAACUUUCACUCUAUCACUUUAUAUAAAAUAUACGAACAAUAUUUUAAAUACUGACCUCGCACAGAAUUGGAAAUCACUGAAUCAACACUUAAAUAAUUUAGAUUUAUAUUUCACGGAUGAAAAAAUUGUCAAACCAUAUAUCGAGGAAGUUAAUUUGGUAACACUGAUUAGUGUAAAUCUCACCGAUUUUAAAAAUAUUACAAAAGUGAAAGCUUAUUAUAAAUUGACAGAUUGGCAACCUAUUUGUUACAACAAUUACAAUAAAAAUGCCAUAAUCACUCUUGAUUUUCUAGUCACGAAUGAAACUCAAGUUUGCGCUCUAAUUAAAGGACCGAAACACUACCUGCCCGAGAAACUGAGUCAGUCAUGUGACCUAAGUGACUUAAGUCAGGGCUAUAACACAUCAGUCCUUUACUCGCAUCCAAAUUUCAACUCAAAUGGAAGCAGAAUAAAACUCACUUUUGAUCAAAAUGUCAAAUUUGAAGCCUACUUAAGUCAGAGUGAUAGAAAUUUGAUUUAUGUGCGUCUAGUGUGGUGUAGCUAUAUUCUGCUGAUGUUUGUAUUAGUUGUAUUGUUCUGUGCCAAAUUUUAUAAGUAUGAAGCAGUUGAUGACACAUCUUUUGAUCAUUUCAAAUUGCAAAUAAAAUAAUGGAGUUUUGUGUUUAGUUUAAUUCAAUGAGAAGAAAUAUAUAAAAUUAUUACAGCCUA